AUGUCAAAUGUGGAUGUGUCUGUAUUGGUGCUAUUUGAUAAGGAAAAGGUGGCUGUGGUUGAGCUUUUCUACGAGCGUGUAAAACCGACACGAUGGCUGCUUGUGCGUUCCAUUCCCAUUGAUGUAACGCUACUGCAGGCGCUACAGUGUCUUAAUUUGUGUGUUUCAGUCUCUUCAUCGACGACUCGAGGUGGUAGGGGAGAUGGUGCGUGCGGCAGCUCCGGCCCGGGAAGUCGCUCCGCGGAUGGGUGUAUUGGUGUGGUUCGUGUUGGGUACACGCCAGAGGAGGAGCAGAAUUACUGCCUGUUGCUGCAGUUUGACACCGCCAGAGAUGCGAAACGUGUCAAGAAUAAGCUCCUGCAUGCAAACUUGACGGGAAGCUCGCCCACUUCGUCGGAGCAUGUUUGUGGGAUGGCCAAGGUGAAGAGCUCGUAUAUUGAGACGGAUGCCGGUUAUGACGGUGUUGGCAUUGAGGGGAAGCAACAUGGAGGAUUGGAGGAGGAAAACAUUGAUUUGGAGGAGUUGUGUAGUGUGAUGCACGGGGGUGCAGCGUCCGCCUCUACCCACUUGCAGGGCGGCUGUCCGGGCAGUAUGGCGUGGCGGAAUUUAGAGCAACAGGGUGGAAGUCACUUGGCGCAUUCAGUGCUGCUUACACCAAUGGAGGACUUCUGCUCUAUUUGUCAAGAAAUUGCUUCUAGUAAACCUUUUAUUGUGACAUUGUGCAAACAUGUAUUUCACCUUUCAUGCUUCAGUAAGCAUCUAGAAGAUGUGGGCCAGUCGUGUCCGCUUUGCCGUUUUUCAAUGGCGUCGUUAAAGUCAAAGUGCUAUACCUGUGGCUCUUGUAGUGAUUUGUGGACGUGUCUUGUUUGUGGUUGGGUGGCAUGUGGGCGGGGUCACCGUCACGAUGCCUUGCAUCACUUCGAGAGCACAGGUCAUUCAUGUGCGAUGCAGAAUAGUACAUCCCGGAUUUGGAACUAUCGCGCCAAGGAUUUCCUGCACCACCAACUGGCAAUUGAGCUUGGGGACGAGGACGAUGUAAAGGCUCUCAAGGCUGCUGCGGAAGAUGCACCUACCAACAGUCGCUUCAACAAGGGUGAGACGGGAGUAACAGCCUCCUCGUAUCGGCGCAGUCGGUGGUGGUGGGAUAAGGAGGAAGAGGAGGCCGCGCUGGAUUUAAACGCGGAGCACGUUCAUGAGUACUACUUGGGGGUGAUGCAGCAGCUGAUGAAGGAGCAGUCGGAAUACUUUGAGGGACGGGGAGAGACUGGGGUGAUAAAGGAGGGGCCAGGAGGGGUUGCGCCGGCAGUGACGACAGCCGAGGCAACAUCGGAGCCGUCCACGGCGAUGCUGCGGAAGUUGGUGACUGCGGAGCAAAGGCAGCGUCGGCGAAUUUUUUCAGAGUACAUGAGCGGCAUGCGCCGUGCGGCACUUCGUGAAAAGAUAUCGUUUUAUCGGCUUGUAAAACUGGAGGCAGUACGGAAUGAGAAUCUGCACGAGGAGUUGUUUUUGCAGUUCCAAGUCAUUCAAAGCCUGCACACCCACAUUGAGCAAACAAGACGAAGGAUUGACGAGGCUUCGCGGCGCGGGAUGGAGCAGCUGGCGUUGAAGAGGGCUACGCUGGAGAGUUUACAAGAAAAGCUGGACCUGUUGCUGAAAAGCAUGGAUUGA
Trypanosoma cruzi is the source of this 1668-nucleotide messenger RNA. RefSeq lists its product as uncharacterized. Gene Ontology annotation, molecular function: ubiquitin protein ligase activity; zinc ion binding. Gene Ontology annotation, cellular component: cytoplasm. The record is from RefSeq and is a predicted model, not a curated record. Lineage: Eukaryota; Euglenozoa; Kinetoplastea; Trypanosomatida; Trypanosomatidae. The transcript has a single exon. Gene Ontology annotation, biological process: Ras protein signal transduction; protein ubiquitination. Bases 1 to 1668 code for a protein of 555 amino acids.